AUGAGCGCCGCGGAGGCGCGCGGCGGCGUGGUGGUCGCGUUUCAGGGCGAGCGCGGGGCCUACUCGGAGGCGGCGGCGCUGCAGCUCUUCACGGGCGCGCUCGGCGAGGGCGCGCAAUGCCUGCAGUACCGCGGCCUUCCGAGUUUCCCCGAGGUCUUCGCCGCCGUGCACAAGGGCAGCGCCAUGUACGGCGUGGUGCCCGUGGAAAACACCCUUGGCGGCUCGAUCCACGCCAACUACGACCUGCUGCUCAAGUAUAACGACCUGCACGUCGUCGCGGAGCUGGACUUCCACGUGCGGCACUGCCUGAUAGGCACCCCUCGGGUGAUGUCGCACUGGCAGGCGCUCGCACAGUGCGACAGCUACCUGCAGGCGUGGGGCGUCCAGAAGAAGGUUGCGUACGACACUGCAGGGAGCGUCAAGAUGAUCAAGGAGGAGGGCCUCAGACACGCGGCCGGCAUCGCGAGCGCACUCGCUGCAGAGGUGUACGGCAUGGAAAUCAUUGCCAGAAACAUCCAGGACGUCGAGUUCAACCAUACGCGAUUUCUGAUGAUCAGCCGGGAGCCCUGCGCCAUUCGACAAGUGUCUGUGCUGCAGAGCGUCAAGACCACAGUUGUGUUCUGGCUGCCACACACUCCAGGCGCUCUGUUCAAGGCGGUGGCCGCCUUCGCAAUGCGGGACAUCGAGGUCGUCAGGACCGAAUCGAGGCCGGUGCAGCCAAAGCUCUUCAAGGAGUUCGAGGAACAUAUCAGGGACAAGGAGAUGCAGAACGCGCUCGAGAACCUGCGGGAGAUCACUCCCUACGUGCGGGUGAUCGGGCCCUACCCCACCGGAGGCACGAUCACAACGGACGUGGUGCUGAGGACCAAAGCGGUCAUGCCCGAUCCCGCCUCGCUUCGCGCCAAGGCCAAGACCGCCGGCAUGCGCAUCGGAGUUCUCGGGCUUGGCAGGUUUGGCCGGUUCUUGGCGAAGAGGCUGAGCAAGAACAACGAGGUGUUCGUGACGAGCGUCGAGGCCGAGGCGUCGGCCGAGGCGGAUGAGCUCAGCUGCCGGUGGCUUCCCUGGGACACCGCGGUGCGAGAGAUGCUCCUCUCUCACGCCGUGGAAGUGCUUGUGAUAGCAACGUCGAUCGGAUCCUUUGCCGAGGUGGUCGGAGGUCUUCCACUGGACGCCAUCAGGAAGGCCAAGCCUCUCGUAGUGGACGUCUUGUCAGUCAAGAGCUACCCGAAGCGGGUCAUGCUCGGAUGCUUGGCCAAGGAGGGCUGCGACCUCCUGUGCACGCACCCGAUGUUCGGCCCGAACAGCGGCAGUGGUGCGUGGCACGGGCUACCUUUUGUCUUCGAGAUCAUCAGCGCCCAGCACGACUAUGGGAGGGUGAAGAAAUUCCUCUCGAUCUUCGAGGGCGAGGGAUGCCGCAUGGUGGCGAUUCCAUGCGAAGAGCACGACAAGCAGACAGCCCCCUCGCAGUUCAUCACGCAUCUCACAGGCCGCGUGCUCAGCGCGACCGGCUGUAAGCCCUCGCUGAUCGACACCGUGGGCUUCCAAAACCUCUGCACCAUAGCCGAGCACGUAGGCCAGGAUGGAGUUGACCUGUUCCGAGGUCUCUUCAAGUACAACGCGAACUCCAUCCAACAGCUGAGCAUGUUCAAGCAGGCCAUCUCGGAGGUCGAACGGCAGCUGCAACGGCGUGUGGACUUGGAGGCGUCAGGCAAGAUGGGUGCCGCACCGCCCUUGGGACUCAGCUCGACGAUCGAGAGAAUAUCGGAGUCGAAGACUGCUGCGAUACAAGCACUGAGCCAGAAGCUCAAGGAGGAGGGACACAAAAUCAACGAUGCGCUGUGCGUUGGCGAACCUGGCUACGCUCCCCCACCAGAAGUCCUCGCAGCUCUUCGCACCGCACCUCGAGAAGGCCACACCAAGUACUCCGUCGUGCAGGGUGACCUGGAGCUCCGCAAGGCGAUCUGCGAGGACCUGCGAUGCCGGAAGGGCGUGGACUACACGCCCGAGCAGAUCGUCGUCUCCUGUGGCGGCAAGCAGAGCAUCUAUCAGGCGAUGCACGCGGUGCUGGGGGAUGGCGACGAGGUCCUGGUGCCGACGCCGUGUUGGGUGAGCUACCACGACAUCGCCCGGCUGUGCGGGGCGACACCGGUGCCUGUGGUCACGAGGGGUGAGGACGGAUACGUGCUACAACCAGGUGCCCUCGCCGAGGCGCUGCAUGCCUCAGGCAGCUUGUGCCGCAUGGUCGUCCUCUGCAACCCUUGCAACCCUACUGGCGCUGCGAUCCCGCCAGAGCAGCUAGAGGCGCUUGCCGAGGUGCUCGAGAGGCCAGAAUUCUCCCACGUUUGGGUGCUGGCGGACGAGAUUUAUGAGAGGAUCGUUUACGACACGGAGCACGUAUGCUUCGCCGCGCUGCGGGGCAUGAGGCGUCGGACGCUCCUCAUCAAUGGCUUCUCGAAGGGCUACGCCAUGACGGGCCUGCGGCUGGGCUACCUCGCGGCUGCGCAUGAGGGCGUCGCCGUGGCUGCCAACAAGCUGCAAGGCCAGAUCACUUCCUGCGCCUCAGUCGUUGUGCAGCGGGCAGCAUUGGCCGCGCUGCGUGCGGGGCCCGCAGUAGACGAGUGGGCGACGAAGAGACUGGAAGAGCUGCGGCAGAAGCGCGACUUCGUGAUGGGCCGCCUGUCCGCGAUGGAGGGGGUUUCGUGUGUCACACCGCAGGGGGCAUUCUAUGCUCUCCCAGAUGUGACGAGGCUGCUUGCCAGGCGAGGUUCCAGCGUAGACACCUCCGAGGACUUCUCGUGCCUGCUUCUCAGAGACUACAAGGUCGCGCUCGUUCCUGGGAGCGCCUUCCACGCCGAGGGGACGGUGCGAAUAUCGUACGCCUGCAAGAUGGAGGAUCUGGAGGCGGCGAUGGACGCGUUCGCGAAGUGUGUGAACGAGCUGAAGGCUGCUUGAGGGACGCCCGCCCCCCUGUCGCGUCGGCCGCAGUGGAGCUGGAGGCCGGCGCAGCCGCGCGGCCUGGAGGCCAGCGGACGCACGGCCGCGCGUGCCGCGCCAGCAGGAGCAGUCGAGCCGCGCGCGCCUGCCCUCUGCACGAGCGCCGCCGCGGACAAGGCGCCUCUGCUCGCCGUCGGCGCCUUUGGGCAA
Molecule: messenger RNA, 3144 nt
Organism: Prorocentrum cordatum
Lineage: Eukaryota; Dinophyceae; Prorocentrales; Prorocentraceae
Source: the annotation of a GenBank genome assembly